Messenger RNA from Neocloeon triangulifer, 5413 nucleotides. It is a transcript of the gene Mrtf, whose product is annotated as myocardin-related transcription factor A. The transcript is spliced from 16 exons. NCBI's taxonomy places the organism in Eukaryota, Metazoa, Arthropoda, Insecta, Ephemeroptera, Baetidae. The coding region runs from base 149 to 4057 and encodes 1302 amino acids. The record is from RefSeq and is a predicted model, not a curated record.
AGCGACGGCAGUCGAGACGAAGGAGCAGCGUCGACAGCACCCCUCGGACACCCCGUCGGCCGCCAUGUUGUUUUGAGGCGCUGAGAAGAGAGAUGCUGGAGCAUGAGGUGACCUGAGGGCCGCGCAGGGUCGCCCCGCUGCCAAUGCGAUGCCGGUCAGCACGGUCGCGGCGGACUCCCUCGUGACGCCUUCGCCCAUCUUGCCGCCUCCGUCGCCGCCCCCGGCCCCCGCAAGACCCGCCGCCGACACCUGUCCGCACUGCCAAGACGAAUACGGAGGAGGUUCUGGGCCCGUCUACUGGCGCAUCCACUUGGACCGCGAUCUCCUGGAGACCAUCAUCUCCAUCUACCCUGAGUGGUUCAAGGAGUGCAACUUGGACCUGCUGCUGAACAUGGCCGAGAGCAGUCCGAGCGGCUCGGGGGGCAGCGACGGAGGCCUGUCCGCCGCCCCCGCCGGCACGCCCAAGUCGCCGCCCAAGGCCGAAGUCGACGACUCGCCGCUGCAGAAGUGCAUGGACAAAAAUAAAGAAUCUCUCAAAGUGAAGCUGAUGCUUCGCAGACCAAUCAACCAACUCGUGGCCCAAGGAAUCAUGCCGCCUUUGAAGACUCCGCCAGCAUUCCACGAGCAACGCCAAAAGUUGGAGCGUGCUAAGACAGGUGACUUGCUUAAAGCCAAAAUUCAACAGAGACCUGACAGGCAAGAGUUGGUCCGGCAACACAUUCUCGAAGAUGUGGGUCACGUUGACCCGUCGCUGGCUGAGAGGCAGCGAAUGCUCAAGAAGGCCCGACUGCAGGACGCGCUGAACGAUCAGCUGUCCCACCGACCAGGCCCUCUUGAGCUCAUCAAGAAGAACAUUUUGCACACAGACGAGACCAUCGAAAGGGCUGUUAAAGAGGGCCAGAUUCCAUUCCGAGCGACAUGCGAGGGCCACCUGACCAAGCCGCAGCACCCCAGUCGCUACAUCACCCUCGAAGAGGACUCGAGUUCCGAGGGCGGGCAGUCGCCGCCGCAGUCGGCGCCGCUUUCGGCGCCGCCGUCGCUGCUGCCCGCGUCGCUGGGAGGCCAGGCACAGACGCUGUUGUUGUCGGCGGAAAUGUGCUUCGAGCCGGGCAAGUCGGUGGUGGUGCCGGUGUCGGUGGUGCAGUGCGCGGCGACGACGGCGGCGGCCAGUCCGAGCGUGAGCACCUCCCUGUCCAGCCUGAGCCCGGUGAGCUCGGUGGCGUCGCCCAAGACGCCGUCGCCCGCGCUCGUCGCCACGCCGGUCAUCGCGCUGCCAACGCCACCCCCGCUGCCGCCCCCGACCACCAUCACGGUGCAGCACAUCGCGCCCCUCGCCUUGCCGACCGCCCCCACGUCGAUCUCAACCGCCCUGACGGCCCCCACGGCCGCCGCCCUCAUGUCCACGCAGCGACCCAUCAGCCGCGCCGAGAAGGAGCAGCAGAAGAAUCGCAAAAAGUCCAAGACCAAGACGCAGCCCAAGGCGCGCACCAUCAAGUUUCACGAAUACAAGGGUCCACCCAAUGCUCAAAAAUCAAACAACAGUCCUCCGCCGGUCGAGACUUCGUACGAGCUGCUUCUGCAGCAGCAGCAAUUAUUCCUCCAGUGGCAAUUAGAGUGGCAACACAAGUAUCCGCAAAUAAUUCUUCCGGCCGCGAAAAAGAAGCCCGCCUCGAGCAUAGAGGCCACCUUUCCUAACCUCAUUGCUGUGACCACGGCGGCGUCGCCCCUUCCCCAAAUCCAGCCGCAGCCGACACUCAACUCGCCGCUGCAGCCCUCCCCGAGCCCCACCAUUCUUCCAUCCCCUUCGACCCCGUCGACGCCCUCCUUGCCUCCGCUGACCCCCGAUAGCGGCCGAGCAGUAUCAAAACUCGAAGAGAUGAAAGUAAAUGACCUGAAGGCAGAGCUCAAGAGGAGGAAUCUGCCGGUGUCAGGCUCGAAGCCCCAGUUAAUCGACAGACUUCGACCAUUCAGCGACCAAGUGGUGCUGCAAUUAGGCGGGGACAAAUCCACCGCCUCCAGCUCUGCGUCUUCCGUUUAUGGCAUUUCUAAUCCCAAGUCUGUCGGCACCCUGGCCCUUGGAGAGGAAUCUCUUUCAGAUUUGUCUUCCAUGGACGCGCCUUGCUCGCCAGGGGCGGACACGGCCUUCCUAAGUCUGGAGGCCUGCACGAGUCCGGACAACAGCAACAGCACCAGGAGCCCUUCCUCGCACCCUUCGUCCCCGUUAUCCCUCGGACCAAUGUCGAAUGCGCCCGCGUCCAACCUUCUUUCCCCCUCCACCAACAUGGACGUUGACGGGGAUAUGGACAUGGGCGUCAUGGACACCACCGAAGCCCCGUGUUCUCCUGCGGUAAGCCAGGUGUCCAACCCGAUGUCCCCAGCGUCGCCCUUUGGAAUCAUCACAAAACACCCUAGUGCUGUCAGCGAAGACAUAAUCAACCAGCAGCAGCGAAAAAUCGAGCAGCUGCAGAGGGAGCUGCAGAAGUCGCAGCAGCAGAACCACAAGAUCAAGAGCAAGGAGCACGUGCAGGUGCAGCAGGUGUCCAGCCAGGCGGACAACUCGACCAAGAACCAGCUGCAGCAGCACCUCCAGCAGAAGCAGCAGCAGAAGCAGCUGCAGCAGCAACUGCAGAAGCUGCAGCAGCUGCAGUCCCUCCGACAGCAGCAGCAUUUGCAGGAGAACAUUUCGCAGGCGGCCACUCUGCAGCAGCCCCUCCAGCAGCCGCCGGCCACCGCGGUUUCGGCCGCACCUGCCCAGGGCCUCAACGUCAAGGCCAGCCUGGCCGCCUUCCUGCUGCAGCAGGCCCAGCUCGGACAGACGCAGCACCCGCUGCUCCUCAGCAUCACCACCACCGGCCAGCCGCAGGUGGCCAACAACCUCAACAACAACGUCAAUAACAACAACAACACUGUGGUUGUCAAUAACAAGGACCGCUCGGAGCAGGAGUUGCUGCAAAAGCAGAACCAGCAGCAGCACCAGUUGGCCCUUAACCAGAUCAACCUGCUGCAGAAGCAGCGCAGCAACACCCUCGCCCAGCCCCCUGCCAACCCUCCCCACCAACAAAACCAACGAACUGCUUCCUUGCCAAACUUCCGAGGCUCUUUUGAGCCGCAGGGCUCUCCCCCAGUGAUCCAGAUUGCGUCUCCGAAGCCGGAGCUCAACAAAUCUCCGCCUCCACUUUACGAAGAGGCGGCCAAACUGUUGAAAGUGCACAUCAAGCAGGACGCCAACUCCACGAAGCAAAAGCACAUCAAGAGCCAAAUCGUCGACGAUGUGCUUGAAAUAUUGAUCAAAAAUGGAGAACUUCCUCCGAGUGCUGCUCAAGUUCCUGUAACCCCAACAACCCCAGGCCACUCCACGCAACACGAACUCGUGUUCAAGGCUGCUGCUCAACAACAAGAGACAAAACAAGCUCCCCCGCCCACCCCGCCGCCCCUUCCGGUCACCAUGCCAGACCAAGACCCCACUUUUACGCUUAACCUGCAGUCCAUGAUCAGCGACAUGGCCCUUCCAGAUCCCAAGGCGAUGGAGAAAAGUGAUAACACAUUUGUGAUGAGCCAGCUGGACCUAAUUCUGGGCCAGACGGGCAACAAUCCCCAGCCCAUGAGCAUGCACUGCAACAAUUUAUUCAACCAGACACAGGUGUCGUUCCAGGCGCUUCCGGUGAUGUCUACAAAUCCGACGGUGGACCUGGGGCUGGACCUGGAGUCGAUGGACUUUGGCCAGCUGGACCCGAUCAAGCUGGAGGGCGCCGACCUGCUGGACAAGUGCGACCCUGGGGUGCACGGCGAGGAGCCGAUGGAGGGGCUGGUGUCGGGCGGUGGCGGCGGGGACAUGCCUAUGGACCUGGACAUGUCCGACUGGCUCGAGUCGAUGCUGCCGAGCACAAGCCAGCCGCCGAGGCCGAUGCAGCCCAGCAGCGACCUGGACACUUACGACCCCCUGCUGAGCAACAGCCAGGACGUGUUCGACCUCUUCAACCUGGAGGACACCGACCUCAAGAUGUCCUCGGCGGACAUGAGCGCCCUCAAUUGGGACAAAGUGGACUAUGCUGCCUAGUCAUGAGGAGAGGUGCCUUCACUCGGUGACACAAAACAUGCUUCGAGCUUCUUCACAAAUAAACGAGUUUUGUCGAAUAUAAAAGAAAAAACCGGACGCUUCGGACACUUUACUUUGCAGUAGAAUCUGCCUCUGUUGUUUGACCAAUUAAUUAAUUUUGUUUGAGAAAUUUAUGUGAUGCUGUUGAGUAUAUACUUGGUUGAGACUCCGAUGGAUUCCGACGAGCGGCCGAAAUCGAGCGGGACGAAUCAAAAUUUCGUCAAAAUUUCUAAGAAAUGAAAGUUCUAAGCAUUCCCAAGGUUAUAUUUCGAUUAACACACGAUUCUGCAUUUCCCUUUUUCAAAAUUGUGGUUUUCGCUUCUCGUCGGAAGGGAGUCUUGUAAAUAUUAUGGAUAACAGCCCCGAGUAUUUUCUGUUUGUGUGAAACUCUCAGUGCGCGGCGUGUCGAAUGAUCACUCAGUGAACGUACCUUGGACGGAACCACGUGGUGCUAGAAAAGCGUUCGUGUGCCUUAAUUUGAAAGAAUGCGGCGAGAUUUGAAAGUUAAUCAAAGCGUGGGCCAGAGUGUUGCCUGCUCAGCCCAAAACAUGUAGUGUUUCUUUUUUUUUAAUAAUUCGGUUCAACUUGUAACGCAUGUGGUGAUAUCUUUCAAAGUAAAAUUAGGUUUUAAUUAACGAUGGGGCCACAAAGCAAAGUGGGUUGAGCUUGCAAUGUGUGUGGAGUUUCAGCUUUUAGUUUCGAUGAAGUAAUUAUUUUUUUCAACCGCCCCUGCCGAAUUCGAGCUCAUUUUAUUUUGCGUUGAUUUGAAACGAGGUGCUUUAGAAUUUUGGGUGUUUGUUAAACUAAUGGAAAUUUCGAGGCAGGGGCCGCUGGAAAAAAAUCUUCCGUUGUCGACCACUCCAACGAACAGCCCUUUCUCUUUUUAAUCGAAUUCACCAUUUUUUUUUUGCUACACUAAUGAAACUAAUAGAGAAAAAAUAAAUAAAUUUUGCUGUGCAUCGUGAUAUACAGAGAAGAAAUUUAUGUAAAAAAUCAACCAUUCCCGACGCUAACACUUGUUAUUAAUUUUAUCGCGGAUAUUUUAUUAAUGAGAAUAACAAGUCCGGCCGAUUGCCGGUGUUUAUUUGACUGACACGAGACAACACUAAAUCCACUAAAAAGAGAAGCGAAAUCGAGUCUCGUCCGGCGCCUUUCCUAGCGCCGAAUGUUGGCGGAAAGGAGACUACUUAAUUAAACCUAGCAGUUCUUUAAUUUUAUCACUUAAUUUCCAGCUGUUGUGGCAGGCAUUUCUAAAAAAAAAUUACCUAAAACUACGAUUUAAAAAAAAAAAGCAUAAAAAACGAAUUAAUUUUAUUU